CCCCGGCCCCGGCCUCCCUCACUCACCCGCCCGGGCCCACGCUGGCCAGGGCACCGGGCACUAGACAGGCCGCAGCUGCCCCGGGCCCAGGCGCUGCCGGCGGCCAUGAGUCAGCCCGAGCCCGACAGCCUCGCCGACGUCCAGGAGGCCGAAGUACAGGCCCUCAACGCCAUCUACGGCCGCGACUUCACGGACCACAGGGACCGCGACCCCUGGAAGGUGAAACGUCCUCCUGAAAUCUGUAUUGUGCUGCAGCCUCAGGGAUUGCUCAACGUUGAAGAGAGCCACGUAGCAGUCGACCUGCAUGUCACCUGCCCGCCCAAUUACCCAGACAUACCUCCAGAAAUUGAACUGAAGAACGCAAAAGGCCUGUCAAAUGCAAAGCGGAACCAGUUGCAGUCGGAGCUGGUGACUCUAGCCAAAGCUUGCUGUGGAGAGGUGAUGAUAUAUCUCCUGGCGGAAUACGUACAGUCAUUUCUCAGUGAAAACAACAUUCCUCCCUCCAAGUCGUUUUAUGAGGAGAUGCUGAAGAACCAGCAAGAGCAGCAACAGCGCCGCGCACUGGAGCAACAAAGCAGGAUGGAGGAGAUAAAGAAACACGAAGAGAAAAUGCAACGUGAAAUCCUCGAAGAGAUCGAGAAGCGAAAAGAGGAAAAGAAAGAUGCCAGGAAACUGAAUCAAAUGGCCAAACAGGAAUGGUUAGAAAGUGCCCAAGAAACAGUUCCCGCGAACGCUUCCAGAAUUGCUGCCUUAAACCCGCAGCCGAAUGCCAGUUUGAACAACAGCGCAAUGGACCAGGUCACCCACAAGAAGGGAGGAAACAGCCGUCGCAGAACAAGUUCCAAUGGCCGUUUGAAGAGAGAACGGCUAUUUUCUGAAUGCAGUAAUGAAGACGGUUCUAAAAUACACAAAGUGAUACAUUUUAACACGGGAUCGAUUGUCCAUGUGGGAAAGGUUGUCGGUGAGAGUGAACAUCUGAGCCGAACUGUUUACAAUGCUUUGGAAGAAUUGACAGGGGAUUUUGUGGUGAUCUACGAAUGGGUUCUUCAGUGGCAGAAGAAGAUGGGAAAAUUUCUCACCAGUGAAGAGAAGGACAAAAUCGAAAAAUGCAAAAAGCAGAUACAAGGCGCAGAAACUGAGUUUAGCUCCUUGAUGAAACUGAGCCACACUAACCUGGUCCGCUACAUGGCAAUGAGCUGGAGAGAGCGGGAGAACUCGAUCGUGAUCAGCCUGCUAGUGGAGCACGUCAACUGCUCCAGCUUGGCGGAGGUACGGGACACUGGGGCCCCCGCUGCUCCCGCCCAGCUCCAGCAUUACGCAGCACAGCUGCUGGCCGCCCUCGACUACCUGCACGGCAACUCCGUGGUGCACAAGGUUCUCGACGCCUCCAGCGUGCUGGUCGACCUCAGGGGCAACGUCAGGCUGACCGACUACAGCAUCUCCAAGCGUCUGGCAGACAUCUGCAAGGAGGACGUGUUUGAACAAACCAAAGUGCGCUUCAGUGAGAACGCCCUGCCCUACAAGAGCGGAAAGAAGGGGGACGUGUGGAGACUGGGCCUCCUCUUGUUGGCCCUCAGCCAAGGGGUCGCUGUGAAGGAGUACCCAGUAACUGUGCCCAAUAGCCUGCCCGGUGACUUGCAGGACUUUCUCAACAAAUGCGUAUGUUUGGAGGACAAAGUGCGCUGGAGCACCCAGCAACUCCUCCAACAUCCCUUUAUCAAGCCUCCAGUAGUGCGUGCUCCGUCCCCCGGCAGUGAAGACAGCCCAGAAGAUUUGGCCGGAGGAACAGACUGUUCGGAAACUGUUAUCCUCAACAGCCACCUUCUGAAAGCGUCACUCUUCACAGACACCCAGAAACAGCUUUCACAUUAUUACAAAGAGUUUGAGGAGCUGCAGCUUCUGGGGAAAGGUGCCUUCGGAGCUGUAAUCAAGGUAAAGAAUAAAUUGGAUGGUUGCUACUACGCCAUUAAGCGCAUUCUGGUCAAUCCGAGCAGUAAGCAGUUCCGCAGGAUAAAGGGUGAGGUGACACUGCUGUCACGCCUGAACCAUGAGAACAUUGUCAGGUACUACAACGCCUGGAUCGAGAAACAUGAAAUCCAGCCUGCUCCGAGCACAACCGCCGAAAGCGCCCAGCAAACGGCGGAGCCGGGCCCCCCGAAUAAAUGGGGGUCAUCGGAUGAUGUGGAAAAGAAUGCCUCGCCCGCAGUUACGACCAGCUCGGUGGAGUGGAGCACGUCGCUUGAGAGAUCGUCAAGCGCUAAGUGUGGCGACAGGGAGUCGAGUGAUGAAGACGAGGAGGAGGAGGAGGAUGUGUUCUGUGCAUCUUUUCUGCAAGCCAAUAGUGAUUCAGACAGUGACAUUGUCUUUGAGAAUGGCGAUGAAAACAGUGACAUCAUCACCACGGACUUCCGAUCCAUUGACUUCUCAUUCUCUUCUGAACUGAGCAGUGAAGCCACAAGUAAGAAGGAUCCAAACAAUGAGAAAGUAGCGAAAGCAGAGACUGUGCCAGCACCACAAAUUGUGCACUAUUUGUACAUUCAGAUGGAGUACUGUGAGAAAAGCACUCUCCGAGACACAAUCGACCAAGGGCUGUACGCGGACAUCAGCCGCCUUUGGAGGUUAUUCCGAGAAAUCCUCGAUGGACUGGCCUAUAUCCAUGAACAGGGAAUGAUCCAUAGGGAUCUUAAACCUGUUAAUAUUUUUCUCGAUUCCAAUGAUCAUGUGAAAAUAGGAGAUUUUGGUUUGGCCACUGAUCACCUUGCUAACAUGGAAGGUAACAAGAAGGAAGUCGAUGGAAGUGGAUCGUUUGACAUUAUUAAAUCAGACCCAACAGAUCAUUUAACUGGAAUGGUUGGCACUGCCCUGUAUGUGAGCCCAGAGGUUCAAGGCAACGCAAAGGCUACUUACAACCAGAAGGUGGACUUGUUCAGUUUAGGAAUCAUUUUCUUUGAGAUGUCCUAUCAUCCCAUGGCUACUACUUCAGAGAGAAUUUCCGUGCUCUGCAAACUUCGAAUGCCAACAAUUGAUUUUCCUGAAGAUUUUGAUGAAGAACAAUAUUCAAAACAGAGGUUGAUCCUCGGGUGGUUGCUGAACCAUGACCCGGCCAAACGUCCCACUGCCGUGGAGCUGCUGAAGAGCGAGCACCUCCCGCCCCCCCAAAUGGAGGAGUCGGAGCUUCACGAAAUGCUGCACCACACACUGGCCAACAACAGCAGCAAGGCCUACCGAACAAUGCUGACGCAGAUCUUCUCUCAACGCAUCACCCCUGCCAUGGAUUUCACCUACGACUUUGACAUUCAUAAGGGCAGUUUCUCAUUGCAGCACAAUAUGGUGCAGGAGUUUGUCUGGGAGACUGUGUGUCGUGUAUUCAAAAGGCACGGUGCCACUUGGUUAAACACACAGCUAUUUAUGCCAAAGAACAAAAAGUUAUUUGAGAAUUGUGAAGGAGCUUGCUUCAUGGACCAUAGUGGAAUGCUGAUCAUGCUUGCACACGACCUGAGGGUGCCGUUUGCAAGGUUUGUGGCAAGAAACAACAUCACCAAUUUAAAAAGGUACUGUAUUGAAAGGGUGUUCAGACCUCGGAAACGGGACCGCUGCCACCCUAAAGAACUCUUGGAGUGUGCGUUUGAUAUUGUCACACCGAUCACCAGCAACCUGCUGCCAGACGCCGAGGUCAUCCACACCAUUGCCGAGAUCAUCCAGUUGUUCCCUGUGCUGCAGGAGAGAAACUACAGCAUCUAUCUGAAUCACAUCUCCCUGUUGCGAUCGGUCCUGCUGCACUGCGGGAUACCAGAGGACAAACUCCAGCAGGUGUGCAGCAUCCUCUGUGAUUCCAUGACUGGGAAACUGACCAGGCGAGAGAUAGAAGCCAAGUUCUACAAUCUCUCCCUGUCACAAAAUAAUCUCUUGCACCUUUACAAGUAUAUUGAGGCGAAGUUGGACAUUAAGGAACUCAGCAGUUUGUUGACCCCACUGAUGAAAGGGAAGUCGGCAGUUUCUCAGCUGGCGAAGCAAGGCUUUAAGGACCUGCAGGCUGUGAUGGAGCAUCUGACGCAACUUCACAUCAAACAUCAGGUGGUGAUCAAUCUGGGCCUUGUCUACAAGGUGCACCAAUACAGUGGCAUCAUUUUCCAGUAUGUUGCAUUUGUACAUCGGAGACACCGUGUUGUCCCAGAGACUCUCGCAGCUGGAGGGAGGUUCGACAAUCUGAUUCUGGAGUUCCGGGGGCCGCAAGUCACAGGCCCAGUUCCCUCGGCCGUGGGAGUCAGUCUUGCCCUGGAUAAGAUCUCCACGCUUUGCAGCGCCUCAAUGCCACUUGCGAGUUGCCAUUGCAAGGCACUGGUUGUUGCAAUGGGGAAUAUAUUAGUUGACAGAGCCAUCAGGAUCGUCCAGAGGUUGUGGACAGUGGGGAUAAACACCGAGCUUCUCUGUGAUGUCUCCCAGGAGGAAGUUCAGGAGCAUUGCAAACGGACUGGAAUUUCUUAUUCAAUCCUGGUGUCGGAUAAAGAAAGCAGACAUGUGAAGGUGCGGUCGUUUGAAAAAGACAAACUGAUGGAAAAGCGAGUUUUGGAAACUGAUUUGGUUGAACAUUUCUCCCAGAAGCUGCGAUCCGUUGACAAGGGCAGCAGGGAGACUCCGGAGAUACUAUCCUGUGCGGGUCAGGGACUGAAAGGAUCUUUCUGCAGUGCAACAGGAUCGUAUGAGGGCUCAAUUACCCCAAACCUUAAUUUCAUUCCUCCCGACAAGUUAUCUGCCAGCAACAAACAGCGGCAUGCAGAGAAGGUUCUAACAAGACUGAAAACCUUUGUCAGCAACCUGCAGCAGAAAAGCAGUGAAAUUGAAGUUUUAAUGGUGGAUGUGUCGAAGGAAAUGGUGAGGAACUUCUUAAUGCUGAAGUGCGAUGGGGAUGAGGAGAUGUUUAACGACAGUGUCCAAGAGCUGUUCUCACUCCCAACCAAGCCACGCAGCCUCAAGUCCAUUUGCGAUCAAAUCCAUCACUUCAAGUUGGUCAAGAGAGUGUCCAUGCUGGUUCUGUACAGUUACAAGGAUGACUACUACCAAGUUAUGUUCUAGUCAGGCUCCUGCUUCCAAGGUUGUACAGGAGCAUUGCAGUGAGCAGAUGGAACGGAUUCUUGUGAUGCAUUAGGAGUUUCACGAGCACGUUAUGUGGGAGAGCUGGAACGUAGUUUCACAACACUGGGAAUAUUUGAAUCAAAUGUAUCAGUCCAGUGUGUUGUAGAUACACAGCCCUCAUCGUCAGUGCUGCACGAUCAUUGCCAUCCCUGCAAAUUGUUCUCAGCAAUCAUCCCUUCAUUGUGGCUGCUUUCCCCACACAGGCCUUGUGCUCCAGUUUUAUGGAGGCUAUCAAGGAUUCCAUCCUGUACUCUGCUCAGCUUGCAGCGGUUGAACAGUGACGGGGACAGCUCCACGCUGAGUCUUUUCCAGCAGGAGCCACCCAGUCUGAAUAGGAAGUAGCUGCUAGUUCUUCCACAACAUGAAAGUCAGCAUUGGGCUGAACUCAUCCCCAUUCUCUGAGACAUGCCCCAGAUACCCAGACAGUGAUGAUCAUUGCCACACUGAUGCUCGUAUCUUGAUUAUUUCUUCCUUCUAUCAAACAUUGUGUCCUGAGCCAUUUGGGCCCGUCAAGCAGAACAAAAUUACAGCAGCACGACUUGGGACAGAGUGCCUUUUAAAACCACCCGUCCACCUUAUGAUGGGCCAUAUCCAUCCAUGGGUUCUUGUUUGCUGUUUUAUUAAAUAUUGACCAAACAUAGCAACGUGAUCAGCCUGUGCACCACUCAUGAAUAUAUAGAACAAAAAGCUGGAGUAACUCAGCGGGACAGGCAGCAUCUCAGGAGAGACGGAAUGGGUAACGUUUUGGUUCGAGACCCUUCCUCAGACUGAGCUGAUUUAGGAAUCAUUUGCUUUUCAAAGGAGAGUCUUUGGAUCACCAACAAAUCAUGGUAGCACUCGAUUGCACCUAACGAGGCACCCCAAGCUGUGGCCGAUCGCAAGAGCUACUGAGAGGCAGGACAGUUUGACGGGUUUCAAAGCUGCUGUUGCGAGACUCAGCUGCAUUGACAUGGUGGUAGUAACACCUUUGGAUUGCGACUGUCCCUCUAGGAGGCCACGUACUUCUAGUACAGAGAGAGGCCUUGCCUUGCCAGCAAUCCACUACGGUCUGAGCUCAGUUUGUAGAAUUAUGGGAUUUUGCAGAAGUACCGAGGGAAGUAAAACACAGGCUGUCAGCUGCUGGAUAUGUUUUUGCUGUGGAUUGAUUGAGGAUAAACAAAGGUGAAGAAUAUUUUUGAAAGGCCUUGUACAUUAUAGUGACAGAUACAAAAUGCUGGAGUAACUCAGCGGGACAGGCAGCAUCUCUGGAGAAAAGGAGACAUUUCGGAUCAAGACCCUUCUUCAGACUGAGAGUCAGGGGAGAGGGAAACAAGAGAUAUAGACUGUGAUGUAGAGAGAUAUAGAACAAAUGAAUGAAGGAUAUGCAAAAAAAGUAACGAUGAUAAAGGAAACAGGCCAUUGUUAGCUGUGGUCCAGGUGUUACAGAGGGGAUACAAAAGUUACUUGAAGUUAGAGAAAUCAAUUCUCAUAUCGUUGGGUUGAUAGCUGCCCAAGCGAAAUAUGAGUUGCUGUACAUUAUCAUGUUUACUUGAGCUUUUCAUACUUAGUGUUAGUGUUACUGUCACAACACUCAGAGGAACAAGCAAAUACCUACCCUGACAUUCUGACGUGCCCCUCUGGUAACGCUGCUUAUUGUUGCCAUUUUGCCUCGGGGUCCUGUGGUAAGAGCAGUCUCCAGGAAAUCAGUUGUUUACACUUGAAAUUGUGAAAUUCAGUGAUGUAUGUAAAAUGGCUUUUUGUUAUAGACUUGAUGAUCAAUAAAUUGUUUUUCUGCA
Molecule: messenger RNA, 6908 nt
Organism: Leucoraja erinaceus (little skate)
Lineage: Eukaryota; Metazoa; Chordata; Chondrichthyes; Rajiformes; Rajidae
Gene: eif2ak4
Product: eukaryotic translation initiation factor 2 alpha kinase 4
Exons: 40
Coding region: 106-5073 (1655 amino acids)
Biological process (GO): DNA damage checkpoint signaling; regulation of translational initiation by eIF2 alpha phosphorylation
Cellular component (GO): cytosol
Molecular function (GO): eukaryotic translation initiation factor 2alpha kinase activity; protein binding; ATP binding
Source: RefSeq, a predicted model, not a curated record